This is a messenger RNA of Gracilinanus agilis (Agile Gracile Mouse Opossum), 5859 nucleotides long. RefSeq names its product scribble planar cell polarity protein (gene SCRIB). Gene Ontology annotation, cellular component: postsynaptic membrane; adherens junction; postsynaptic density. Lineage: Eukaryota; Metazoa; Chordata; Mammalia; Didelphimorphia; Didelphidae. The record is from RefSeq and is a predicted model, not a curated record. Bases 1 to 4965 code for a protein of 1654 amino acids. Gene Ontology annotation, biological process: neurotransmitter receptor transport, endosome to postsynaptic membrane; neurotransmitter receptor transport postsynaptic membrane to endosome. Gene Ontology annotation, molecular function: protein binding. The transcript has 38 exons.
AUGCUGAAGUGCAUCCCCUUGUGGCGGUGUAACCGGCAUGUGGAGUCAGUGGACAAGCGGCACUGCUCACUACAGGCUGUUCCAGAAGAGAUCUAUCGUUACAGCCGCAGCCUGGAAGAACUGCUGCUUGAUGCCAACCAGCUGAGGGAGCUACCUAAGCCUUUCUUCCGCUUGCUGAAUCUUAGAAAAUUGGGCCUAAGUGACAAUGAGAUUCAGAGGCUACCACCUGAGGUGGCCAACUUCAUGCAGCUGGUGGAGCUUGAUGUCUCCCGAAAUGACAUUCCUGAGAUACCUGAGAGUAUCAAGUUUUGCAAAGCCCUGGAGAUUGCAGACUUCAGUGGGAAUCCCCUAUCCAGGCUCCCUGAUGGCUUCACCCAGUUGCGUAGCUUAGCUCAUCUUGCCUUGAAUGAUGUAUCUCUGCAGGUGCUGCCAGGAGAUGUGGGCAAUUUGGCUAACUUGGUGACUUUAGAGCUACGGGAGAACCUAUUAAAGUCCCUUCCUACGUCCCUGUCCUUCCUUGUCAAACUGGAACAGUUGGAUCUAGGUGGCAAUGACUUGGAAGUGCUGCCAGAUACUCUGGGGGCUCUUCCUAACUUGCGAGAACUAUGGCUGGACCGAAAUCAGCUGUCUACACUGCCUCCGGAGUUGGGGAACCUUCGGCGCUUGGUGUGCCUAGAUGUGUCUGAGAACAAAUUAGAGCAGCUGCCUGCUGAGGUCAGUGGGCUGACCCUGCUCACAGACCUGUUGCUCUCUCAGAACCUGUUGGAGAGGCUCCCAGAUGGCAUUGGCCAACUGAAACAGCUCUCUAUUCUGAAGGUGGAUCAGAAUCGACUUUGUGAGGUUACUGAAGCCAUUGGAGAGUGUGAGAACCUAUCAGAGCUCAUUCUCACUGAAAACAUGCUGACGGCUCUUCCUCGAUCCUUGGGGAAGCUAACCAAACUGACUAACCUGAAUGUGGACCGAAACCGGUUAGGAACACUGCCUGCAGAGGUCGGUGGCUGUACCAGUCUGAAUGUGCUUUCCCUUCGUGACAACCGCCUGGCCUCUCUACCCCCUGAAUUGGCUGGCACCACUGAACUACAUGUGCUGGAUGUGGCAGGGAACCGGCUGCAGAGUUUGCCCUUCGCCCUCACCCACCUCAACUUGAAGGCCCUGUGGCUGGCAGAGAACCAGGCUCAGCCCAUGCUCAAGUUCCAAACAGAGGAUGAUCAGAAGACUGGGGAGAAGGUGCUCACCUGCUACCUGUUGCCCCAGCAGCCCUCACCUAGCCUUGACACCCUGCUGCAAAGCAGCCUGGAUGAGAGCUGGAGUGGCAGCCACAGUCAUGUGAACCGGGUCAGCGUAAUCCAAUUCUUAGAGGAGCCCAUGGGUAUGGAGGAUGAGGAGCCUGGGGCAGAGAAGAGGGGUCUACAGCGAAGAGCCACUCCCCACCCCAGUGAGUUGAAGGUUAUGAAGAAAGUGAUUGAGGAUCGACGUAAUGAGGCCUACACAGCAAAGCCUGACUCAGAGCAAAUGUUGCCCACUGAAGAGGAAAAGAGACUGAGCUCUCAAUCCCACCAGAGCAUGGACUCUCAUGUGUCCACCAGCACAGCCUCAGCAGGUUUCCUGGAAGAGGAAGAAGAGGUGGAGCAGAAACAGGGGCCAACAUCAGAAAAGGAGACAAGUCACAGAGCCAAUGAGGAGGAGUUGGAAAUUAUGGCAGCUAGCCAUGAGGAGGAAGUGGAGGAGGAAUAUGAUGAGCCCACUGUGCACUUUGCAGAGGACACACUGGUACGGAGUGAAGAUGAAGAUGAAGCCGAGGAACUGAGGCCCCCACCUGGGGAGAGGCAAAGGCUGAUCCGGAAAGAUACCCCCCAUUACAAGAAGCACUUUAAAAUUACCAAGCUGCCCAGGCCUGAGGCUGUGGUGGCCUUGCUUCAGGGGCUGUCAGGGGAUGGAGAGGGGGAGCUAGCCCCAACAGGCUGUAGCAAUGGCCCCCAUGCUUCACAUGAGCAGAGGCCUCUCCCUUGGGGCCAGCAUGCUGAAAUGAACAAGGAAGAGGACAAUGAACCUAAUGAAGAGAAGAAUGGGGCGGUGGCUGCUCCACCUUCUGUCAAGGGGGUGUCGUUUGACCAGGCCAAUAACCUGCUGAUAGAGCCUGCUCGCAUUGAGGAGGAAGAGCUGACACUAACAAUCCUGCGGCAGACAGGUGGCCUGGGGAUCAGCAUCGCAGGGGGGAAGGGCUCCACCCCAUACAAGGGAGACGACGAGGGCAUAUUCAUCUCUAGAGUCUCAGAGGAAGGUCCUGCAGCCCGAGCUGGGGUUCGAGUAGGAGACAAGCUACUAGAGGUGAAUGGUGUGACCCUACAAGGGGCUGAGCACCAUGAGGCAGUGGAGGCACUUCGGGGUGCAGGUGGAGCAGUGUUGAUGAGAGUCUGGCGGGAGCGAAUGGUGGAGCCAGAGAAUGCAAUCACCGUCACUCCUUUGCGUCCGGAGGAUGACUAUAGUCCCCGAGAGAGGCGGGGGAGUACCCUUCGUCUGUCUGAGCCUUCCAGUCCCACCUGCCCUCCUCGCCAACGACAUACUACCUUUCUAGUCAGAAGUGAAAGAGGCCUUGGUUUCAGCAUUGCUGGUGGCAAAGGCUCUACACCCUAUCGAGCAGGAGAUGGGGGAAUCUUCAUCUCAAGGAUUGCUGAAGGUGGGGCUGCCCACCGGGCAGGCACAUUGCAGGUUGGGGACCGAGUAAUCUCAAUCAAUGGGGUAGACAUGACAGAGGCCAGACAUGACCAGGCAGUCGCACUGCUUACUGCUGCCUCCCCUACCAUCACGCUGCUGCUGGAACGAGAGGCUGAUGGGCCUCUCACCCCUGCUGCACCACUCAGCUCCCCUCUACCCCCCAGCCCUGUCACACCCAUGGCAGUUGGGGAGCCUGGGCCCCCUCCUAGCUUCAUGACCACCACUCUAGAAGGACCGUAUCCUGUGGAGGAAGUCUGCCUGGUGAAGGCUGGUGGGCCUCUGGGGCUGAGUAUUGUUGGAGGCUCUGACCAUUCCAGCCACCCAUUUGGGAUCCAGGAGCCUGGUGUGUUCAUCUCUAAGGUGCUUCCUCGGGGAUUGGCUGCUCGAAGUGGGCUUCGUGUGGGUGACAGAAUUCUGGCGGUGAAUGGGCAAGAUGUUCGAGGAGCUACACAUCAGGAGGCUGUGAAUGCCCUACUCAGCCCCACCCCUGAGUUGUGUCUGCUGGUACGGAGAGAUCCUCCCCCACCAGGCAUGAAGGAGAUUUGCAUUGAAAAGGCCCCUGGGGAGAAGUUGGGGAUCAGUAUACGAGGUGGGGCCAAAGGUCAUGCUGGGAACCCCUUUGACCCCACUGAUGAAGGUGUCUUCAUUUCCAAGGUGAGCCCAGCAGGUGCUGCUGGGCGAGAUGGCCGCCUUAGAGUGGGAAUGCGGCUCCUUGAGGUGAAUCAGCAGAGCCUGCUAGGCCUGACACACACUGAGGCUGUGCAACUACUUCGUGGUGUCGGAGACACCCUUACAGUGCUUGUCUGUGAUGGUUUUGAUCCUGUAGCUGCUGCUGCCCUUGAGAUGUCUCCAGGUAUCAUUGCCAACCCCUUUGCUACUGGUAUUGGACGCAAGAACAGCCUGGAGAGUAUCUCAUCCAUUGACCGUGAUGUGAGUCCUGAAGAUCUGGACAAGACCCUGAGUCCAGAACCCCUGAGACUGGAUUACCGAACCCUGGCUGCUUUACCUGGAAGCAGCAGUAUCCAGAGAAUUAAUUCCAGGGCUUCUCCGGGGGCCAUAGGAAAUCCUCUUGAAGCCCCUCGCUCUCCCAGUAGCCAACAGCCUCGUACCUGUCCCCCAUCCCCACCCUCCCCCAGUGAGUUCCCUGUCAAUGUUAAGCAGGCCUACCGGACUUUCGCAGCUGUGCCCCCCCCUCACCCUCUGACAGAGGCUCCUUCCCAGGUGGUAUCUCCUGGUAAUGCUGCCAGCCCAGAACAGUUGUCUUUCCGUGAGAGACAGAAAUACUUUGAGUUGGAGGUGAGGCCUCCCCAGGCUGAUGGCCCACCAAAAAGGGUAUCCUUGGUUGGUGAGGAUGACCUUAAGAAGAUGAAGGAAGAAGAAGCACGGAAGCUACAGCAGAAACGGGCCUUACUUCUUCAGGAAGAGGAAGAAGAGGAGGCAGAGGAAGUUGUAGCAACUGCCCCUGCCCCUGCCCCUACCCCAUUGGAGGGUCUGGAGUCCCUAGGAGAACAAAAGAGCUGCCUCCCCCAAACUGAGCCCUCCCAUUCCCAGAGGAACUCACUGGAAGAAGGAUCCCAACAAGAGCCACGCCCCAACUGCCCAGCCAGGCUGAGCCCCAUGUCAUUGGGGGGCGGGGAAUUGGGAGCCCCAGUCCGGACAGCCAAGGCUGAACGACGGCAGCAGGAACGGUUGCGUAUGCAGAGUCCAGAACUCCUGAGUGGGCCUGAACGGGAGCUAUCCCCAGCUGAACGACGAGCCCUGGAGGCUGAGAAGAGGGCACUCUGGCGGGCAGCCAGAAUGAAGUCCUUGGAGCAAGAUGCCCUACGGGCCCAGAUGGUCAUCGCCAAAUCUCAAGAAGGACGGGGAAAACGGAGCCCUCUGGGCCAGCUGACAGAGGCCCCCUCGCCUGCACCCACUCCCUCACCGACGCCACUUGAAGAUCUUAGCCCCAGGAUUGUCACCUCACCUGGCAGGCUGUCCUUGUCUGAAAAGAAGUUUGACUACCGGGAAUUUGCUGCUCUUCCUUCUUCCAGGCCUGUAUAUGACAUUCAGUCUCCAGAUUUGCCAGAGGAGCUCAAAUACCUGGAAGACAGCCUCAGUCCUGGCCUCCAGGAGGAGGAUGGAGAGGUAGAGCAAGUAUUGUUGGGCCCCCCUGGACCCAGUCCUACAGCCCUGGAGGAAGUGACCCUCUGCAGCACCCGUCGGAAACUUCGACAUGAACGGCGUGGCCUGGACCCUGUGCCCUCCUAAGCCCCAUAAAGGGGAGAAGGGUUGGGAGAGGGCCCUCGAUCCUAUGUCCUCUUAGGCCCUCCAGAAGGGGAAGAGGAACCUGAACCCAUGCCCUCCUAAAACCCCAAGAGGGUUAAAGGGAGUGGUAGGGACCUCUUGGCCCCAUAGAAUGCUGCCGGAGUAGAGGGAAGGAAAGGGUCUAGGUCCCAUGCUCUCCUAGAUUCCGAGGGCACACUUUCUUCCCCCAACCUCACUGAAGGAGCUGAUAGAUGGGAAGUUUGUAAAUCGUGUCUAAGGAAUGAAAGAGCAAAAAUCUAUAACCAGCCACCAGCCACACUGUGCUGGCCCUUUCCUCAGUGUCUGAUCUGAUGUGUAAGGGAACCAGCCAGUGGUAGGGCUCAGUGGAUGCUGCUCUCUCUGGGCUCCAUGUUUGACUCCUGGGGUAGAGAUGAGCAGUUUCAGCCCCCAGCCUCAGACCCUUCUUUCUGGAUUCCCUUCUCCCCUGGCUGUGGCUGUUCUUUUGAGCUGAAUCAAUGGUGACCUCCUAUCCCCGUGAAACUGGAUCAUUUUAAUGGGAUUUUGGUUUCCCUUUGAUUGGGGGUGGUGGUGGGGCAGGCAUUUAUCACAAAUCAUUGUUCAUUGCUCCCCCUUCCCAUUCCCCUCAUCCCUGGGAACUUUUUCUAACUCAGUUUUAGCGUUUUAACUCAAAACUGUUGGGAGCCUCCUGGCUCAGCUUCAGUGACUAACUUGUGUGUCUUCCCUUACCCACCCCUCAGUCCUCCCUCCUAAAAAAACCUGGUACUGGGCGUGUCACACGCCAGGGAAGCUAGCAUCAAGACUGUAACUAGUGACAUUUGUACAACCAAAGAAAUCUAUUUUGUGGUUUAAGGAUAAUAAAGUUUACUUUACAUUUUA